Molecule: messenger RNA, 1318 nt
Organism: Quercus lobata
Lineage: Eukaryota; Viridiplantae; Streptophyta; Magnoliopsida; Fagales; Fagaceae
Product: agglutinin
Exons: 4
Coding region: 548-1006 (152 amino acids)
Molecular function (GO): carbohydrate binding
Source: RefSeq, a predicted model, not a curated record
CUUAAGGCAACAAAAAAUAAUACACAAGUCGCUUCGAUUCUCUCUUAGCUAGUGAUCAUCAUCUCUUUGCAACAUGGAGGAGUUCUUGACGGUUGGGCUGUGGGGAGGUGAAGGCGGAGACCGGUGGAGCUUCGUGGUAAUUAAUGGUGGGAUCAUUGGGAUGGAAAUCGUUCAUGCAAAUGGCAUCGAAUCAAUUACAUUCAAAUGUGGAGAUGAGUAUGGUGUACUCCAGCAUUCUAGGAAGUAUGGUGGUACUGGUGGCGUCUGGCGAACUGACAAGAUAUCGCUCAACUGGCCUGAAGAGUACCUGACAUCCAUUAGCGGUACAGUUGCUGACUUGUGACAGCAUACUAUAAUUCGUUCUCUAAGUUUUAAAACAAAUAAGGGUACUGAGUACGGACCCUAUGGAACUGUGACCGGUCAACCAUUUUCCUACAGUACGGAGGGUGGCGCAAUUGUUGGAUUCCAUGGCCGUUCGGGUACUUUACUUGAUGCCAUUGGUCCCUAUGUGAACAUACCGCGGAAAAAGCAGGACAAUACUUUGAAAAUGGCUUUACCUGUUCCUCGAGUACCUGGGCCGUGGGGUGGGCAUGGCGGGAUGGAAUGGGAUGAUGGAGUUUUUCCGGAAAUACUUGAAUUGCAUUUGUUCGUUGGGGAUUCAGUGAUUCAUGCAAUUCGUGUGUUGUAUCAAAGCAGAGACGGGGAGCCUGUUUGGUCACCGAAGCAUGGUGGAGAAGGCGGUGAUCCAAGUGAUCCGAUAAAACUGAAAGUAUCAAAUGAAUUCUUGAUUCGCAUUGCGGGAUUUUAUGGGCCUGUUGAAGGGAACGGUAACUUCAAAGCUUUGCGGUCCAUUACAUUCUACACAAACAAAGCCAAAUAUGGACCCUAUGGUGAUGAGAUUGGUCAAGCUUUCACAUCAAGUGUUGCCCCAGGAAGGGUUGUUGGUUUCCAUGGAAGAAGUAAUGCCUAUUUAGAUGCCGUAGGAGUGCAUAUGGAAUACUUCUGAAUAUGUUACGUACUAGAGAAUGAGCAGCAAUAUUCAUAAAUAAUCUACCAGUUGAAAAUGUUUCUUUUUAAUUGGUUUUGAAGGGAAUAAUUGAAUGGGGAAAACUCAUCUACUUAAAUAAAGUGAGACACAUUUCCCGUUCUUUAAAUUGGAGGAUAAUAGCCGGAUUAUUGUAUGUGUUAUUUGAACAUUAUUGUGGUGUUGUUGUCAUUGUUUUGGUGUUGUCCUGUUUGGUUGAGUUGAGUGUCUCAUCUAUUUGUAAAUUUCUUUUGAAUGAAAUAAAGCUGCUCAUCCGUCUAUUUACUCGUAUAA